Molecule: messenger RNA, 2169 nt
Organism: Cydia strobilella
Lineage: Eukaryota; Metazoa; Arthropoda; Insecta; Lepidoptera; Tortricidae
Product: zinc finger protein 660-like
Exons: 2
Coding region: 30-1535 (501 amino acids)
Source: RefSeq, a predicted model, not a curated record
UACCAGAUACGACAGCUAUAGUGCGCAACAUGUCUUUAGAGACAGCACAUGUUAAGGAGGUAGAGGCAGUGUGUGUGAAGACCGAGCCCGGAGAGGUGUGUGUGAAGAUGGAGCUCAGAGAGGUGUGGGUGAAGAUGGAGCCCAGAGAGGUGUGUGUGAAGACGGAGCCCGGAGAGGUGUGUGUGAAGACGGAGCCCGGAGAGGUGUGUGUGAAGACGGAGCCCGGAGACGUGGGUGUGAAGACGGAGCCCGGAGAGGUGUGUGUGAAGAUGGAGCCUGGAGAGGUGUGUGUGAAGAUGGAGCCCAGAGAGGUGUGUGAAGAGGAGGAACGGGAGUGCAAGGACAGUGCGGGCUCGAGCGGAGUGAGCGCGGCGGCCGCGCGGGCCGAACUGCAUACCGACUAUGAUGUCAAGGACCAGUUCGUUCUAGGCCCCGAGGAGUGGCACCGCUCUAAAGUGCAUCCACAAGAAGUGUAUUCAGACGGCAGCGCCGCCCGCGCCAGGGAACAGCUCGCGAUGGGUUGUUUCGUGGUGCUCGAGCGCCUCCGCGGCGACGCGACUAUUCACAGUGGAGACAAACCAUACCACUGCGAACACUGUGGCAAGCAAUUCAGAAACAUGUCAUUUUUAAAGAGACACAUAGAAAAUAAACACUUGUUAAUCGGACCAAAACCAUUUGCUUGUGAUUUUUGUAGUUCUACGUUUCAAACCAAAUUGCUUGUAAUAGAACACGAGAAAAGCGAACACGGUGUUACAAACUGUGAUUACAAAUGCACGGACAUAUCAACCUUGCAAACAAAUCGGACAAUACAUACCGGGGCGAAGCCAUAUAAAUGUAGCGAGUGCGACUACAGCUGCAGGCGGAAAGGAAACGUGCUAAGACACCAGAUGAUACACACCGGAGAAAAGCCUUACACAUGUGGUCAAUGCGACUAUAGCUGCAGGCGGAAAGGAAACUUGCUAGUACACCAGAGGUUACACAGCGGAGAAAAGCCUUACAAAUGUAGUCAUUGCGACUAUAAGUGCAGUUCUAGAUCAAGUCUAAUAAAUCACGAAAUAAAACAUACUGGCAGGAAGACUUUUGAAUGUAGCUUUUGUGAUUACAAAUGCUGUUUUAAAUCAAACUUACAAGUUCACCUUAGAAUGCACACCGGCGAGAAGCCUUACGAAUGUAGUGAUUGCGACUAUAAGUGCAGUAAUAGUUCAGGUUUAAUAGCACAUCGAAGAACACAUACUGGCGAGAAGCCUUUUACGUGCAGCUACUGUGGUUAUAAAUGCGGUCACAAAUCACACUUAAAAGAACACCUGAAGAUACACACUGGGGCGAAGCCAUUUCAAUGUAGCCACUGUGAUUACAAAUGCACUCAGAAAUCAAAAUUACAGAUACACCAGAUGAUACACACUGGAGAAAAGCCUUUCAAAUGUAGCCAUUGUGAUUACAGAGGUCGUGAUAAAUCAGUCCUACGAAAACACCAGAAGACGCAUACAGAGACAAAGCCUAUAAACGUAGCAACAGCGAGUACAAGUGUAGCCUGAAGCAGCACCUGCGAAGACACCAGACGAUACACACGGAAGAGAAGCCUUAUAGGGAAGGUUCGUGUUAGAGGGUAUGCUGCCGUUUGACCAAAUUCGGAAACUUAAACCUGAUAUUGUCACGUCAAGCCAAUAUCAGUUCCUACGUGCUCCCUUGCACGAAAGACUACACGAUAAAAUUUGAAUAUAUAUGGUGUGUUGUGCGAAGGAUGUCCCGACAAUCAACCCCGGUCUGUCACGGAGGCUGCGACAGCUGAAGAGGCCACAGCUCCGGCUACUAACUGACUGACCAAGCACCUAUUAACCCUACGUGCUACAGAUAGCCCCCUCUGCAGGGCAUGCAUGGAGGCAGAAGAGACAGCCACCCACGUCAUUCUCGAAUGCCCAGGGGUGACAGAGUACCGGGCAGAACACCUCGGUUGGGGUCUCUCCCACAGGUCGUCGGCAACAUCAAGGGUCUGCUAGACUUCUUGGAAGAGUUGGGUUGGCGAGAGUAGUGCCGACAACCCAUCACGCAAAGUAGGCGCAAAAAUAUGACGUCGAGUUAUGAAUGAUAUGAAUAUUGGGUUACAUAAGUAGGUGUUUGAAGGAAUUUGUUUCACCAAGAUUCUACCUAUACAGGUGUACAUGCACUGUA